Messenger RNA from Talaromyces rugulosus, 2982 nucleotides. RefSeq lists its product as uncharacterized. The coding region runs from base 1 to 2982 and encodes 993 amino acids. The transcript has 4 exons. The record is from RefSeq and is a predicted model, not a curated record. NCBI's taxonomy places the organism in Eukaryota, Fungi, Ascomycota, Eurotiomycetes, Eurotiales, Trichocomaceae.
AUGGGAAGCAUCAGUCAGCUUCCUCGGCACAAGCAAAUUUGCUGGUCAGCGAGUGUCGAAACAUCGCGACCGGUGGCGAUUUCUGCGGCGGACGACCACCAAAAAACUCGAGAUGAGAUCGCUUAUCAAAGGGCCAAUGCAUCGAUACCGCAGCCGGGAACGAGUCCAGGUGAGCAGGAUAUCUCAUUUUAUCCCAUGUUGAGUGAGAGGAUGUUUGUGGACCGGCUGCAGCAGUUCCAUGAAGCCUUAGUUAAGGCGACUGUGAACAUCGUCCAUCGAUGGUGGGAGGACAAAGACUCCGACUUUCCCUCUCGAAUGCCUCUGGAGUCUCAAUUUGAAGAAACCUUGCAAUGGAUUGAUUUACAAAGCAAACAGAAAUCCAUGCCGGCUUUCGCAGACUGCCUCGGCCUCUGGAGACCAGACUUUCUUUUGAUAGAAAGUCAAAGUUCCGAGGUUGGAGCUGGAUUCAAAGUAUGCGAGAUCAAUAGUCGCUCGCCAAACAAUGCAAUCAUUCACACUGCGUACAAACAUGCCAUCAUGCAGGAACUGCUGGGACCGAAAUCUAUGAUUGUGCCAGCAGGCAAAUCUGAUACCAUGGUGGAUGGCUUUCUCAAUCAUUUUGACAUGGCUCUGCCCAUUCAUAUUAUUAGGGGAAGAGACACCCUCGACAGGAAAGAGUUCGCUCUGCUAGUUGAAGGAAAGACUGGAUUACGACCCAGAUUGAUUAACAUGACUGACCUACAACUAAGGCCUGAUCCAUCUUCUGCGACAGGAUUAUCUCCUUACUGGGUUAGUUUGGAUCUAGAGCCUGAAAAGAUUCAUCAAGCAAUAAUGUCUCUAUUUCCAGACGAAUUCAGUUCUCUCUCGCAAGAGAUGCUUCGCCAUCUGGCAAAGCUAUCGGUCAAUGAUUUCCGUGCUAUCGCAUUCGUGAAUGACCAGAGAUUCCUGGGUAUUAUUUUGCAAGAGCUGAACAAUCUUGUAGAGAAACACAAAGUUCUCACUCCUGAGCAGGAGCAGAUCCUUCGGGAGGGAAUCGUGCCAACAUUUAUACCGGGAUCCCAGGACCUGCAGGAAAUUUUGCAAAAAUCUCAGAAAGAGGGUAGGUCCAUGAAGAAUGAUUUUAUCUUCAAGGCAGCUCGCUCCAGCCGAGGCAAAGGACAUCUACUUGGGGAUGAAAUUUCAGAAGAAGAAUGGGAAGCGAUCUUACUUGGUAUGCAAGACCCGAAAGUUCGCGCAGACACCACCUCCUAUGUACUCCAACCAUAUGUGCGGCAGCCAAUGUUCGACAUUGCGGUCAACAAGAGCAGGAUGACCACUGGUAAUCAUAUUGUCGGCACAUACUACGCGACAAAUGGUUGCUUUGCUGGAAUGGGCCCGUGGCGCGCAGGGACCGGAAAGAUCUGCAAUGUGUACGGCAGUGGAUGUACGCUUGUAACAUCAGUUACGACAGUAGAUACUCUUUACCACAAAACUCCAUUUCCCGUCAUGGAAAACUCCACAUCGCACCCACUACAAAUAUGCCUAAGCGCCUCAAAAGAGUCGAGCAAGCUGGUGUCAGCCUCCAAAGCCUCAUAUAAAGAUCGAAAACAUGCAGAGGAAAUCUACCUUUCGGUGGUUUUGAAGUACACCAGCGGAUUGGCUCAUCUUCCAUAUGAAUUACGUUUCAUGAGCCCCAAUCCCAUACUGGUCUCUCAGCAGUUCUUGGAUGAGAUAAAGGAGUUUCACCAGGCUCUUACUCUUGCCUUAAAUCAUAUUGUACGGCGGUGGUUCUCGGAUAAAGAGGCUGCAUUCCCAACGCGAAUGCCACUUGAGCCUCAUGAAGAAGAGCUCCUACAGUGGGUGUCCGAGCAAAACAAAAAGAACGCGAUGCAUUUUUAUGAAGGGCACCAAGGAAAUUGGAGGCCAGACCUACUACUCCCUCUGGACGGGCAAGAAUCCUUCAAAAUAUGCGAAAUAAAUGCGAAGUACCCAUUCAACGGCAUCGAUUUAGCAGGUUUAUUCUACCAAGCUUUGGCCAACCCGGAUAUCAAACUUCCUUUCCUUGACCCAGCCGCAGAUGGAGACCGCCUGUUCGAUUCUAUCUUUGCAAUGUUCAAUCCAGACCAACCCAUUCACUUUCUCCAGUCCAAAGCCUUUAUUGAGACUAGGAAAAACGUCAUGACGGCGUUCAUGGACUUUGCGGAGAGGCGGACCGCGAUGAGGCCUCGAGCAGUAACCCCGGAGGAACUGCGUCUCGUGCGUGACCCUACAUCAAAAACAGGAUUUGCCCUUUAUUGCACCAGCGACCUACUUGGAUCACUGCCAUCUGUGCAGCAAAAUGGAGAGACGUUAGAAAAGGUGAGUCAAGUUGGUCUUCAGUUGAUGGGAAACGAGUUCCAGCCACUCGACCCUGAAAUAAGACACCAUUUGGGUCUCUAUGGAGUGAAUGAUGUCCGUAGUAUGCUUCUUGUACAGGACAAGCGUCUUCUGGGAAUCCUCCACCAAGAGCUUGAUGGUCUGGUCAAGAAACAUGAUGUCUUGACGGAGGAGCAGGCUGAACUACUCCGACGACGAGUCAUACCUACUAUUAUCCCUGGGUCCAAGGAAUUGCAGCAGCUUUUGAGCCAGUACCGGAACGGCACCAUCUCCAAAGAUCAUUACCUUCUGAAGCCCGUACGAGGAAGCCGCGGAGAGGGAAUAGUGUUUGGAGACGAGUUGAAUGACUUUGAAUGGGAAGCAAUACUGAACGAUUUGCAAAAUCCCGUUAUUUUUCCAGAAAGGAAGCUUUAUGUGAUCCAGCCAGUUGUUACGCAAGUUGAAAAGGAGCUAUUCCUAGAUGAGGAGGUCGGACAGCAGCGAUGCCAGCUCGUUGGUUCCUACCACGCUGUAAACGGCGAGUUUGUCGGUCUGGGAGCUUGGAGAGUGGUUAACUCCAGCCAGCGGACUUGCAAUAUGGCAACCGGACGAGCCUGGAAAUUGGGAAGUGUAGUUUUGCGCGAGUGA